UGAUCUUCAUUCACUUCUGCAGGCUGAGUUCAUCAUCCUUUCUCUGUCUCAUAUUAAACAGAGCGGGUUUGCUAUUCUCAUAUUAAGCAGCUCUUUGUUUCCACAGAUAUAUAUAUAUAUAUAUAUAUAUAUAUAUAUAUAUAUAUAUAUAUAUGUCCUUAACUUGGCUAACACAGCUUUCACUGUAGCUACCUGAUGCUAACAGACUUAGCUGCUAGCCGGGUGUUGAUUGAACAAACACGGAUCCUCUUGUGUUUCUUUACUCUGGAGGCUCUACACCGAAGACGAGCACAACCAACAUUUACCCCCCAGCAAGUGAAGAGCUGCAUUUUGUUCAUUUCUCAGACAAAAACAACCUGAGAGAAGAUGGAAGCUCCUCCUGUUUCAGUGAUGCCUGUCACUGGAGGCACCAUCAACAUGAUGGAGUACCUGCUGCAAGGCAGUGUGUUAGACCAGGCACUGGAAAGCCUCUUGCAUCGCCUUCGAGGUCUGUGUGACAACAUGGAACCUGAGACCUUUACAGAUCAUGAACUGGUUUAUCUUCUGAAAGGCCAACAAGGGAACCCUUUCAUUCUGCGUGCCCGGCGGUCACUCUCCCACCCCACAUCACCAUGGCACCUACGCUACCUAGGCCAACCUGAGGUGGGCGACAAGAGCCGCCAUGCCCUGGUGCGCAACUGUGUUGACGUGGCUGCCUCUCACAGCCUGCCGGAGUUCCUCAAUGAGAUGGGCUUCCGCAUGGACCACGAGUUUGUGGCCAAUGGACACAUAUUCCGCAAAGGUGUUAUGAAAAUUGUGGUUAGCAAGCUGUCACGCAUCCUGGUGCCGGGGAACACGGAGAACACAGAACGUCUAUCACUUUCAUACCUGGUGGAGCUGAGUGUGUUGGCUCCCGCCGGCCAGGACACUAUGUCAGAGGAAGUGCGCAGCUUUGCUGAGCAACUUAAACCCCUGGUUCACCUGGAGAAGAUUGACCCCAGCAAACAGAGACAUUGAAUGACAUCAUUUAGAGUGGAAGUCAUCUCUGAAUACCAUGGACAAAUUGACCUCCUGUUUUUUUUACACAAUGUUUACAUUUGAACUAAAAAUAAUUAAAUACAAUUCAACUUUGACUUAACGGUUCCACUUCUGGUCAAUUUGUUAUGUGAAAAUGACAACAAUUACGACAGAAUAUCACUGCACUCCAUCAUUUUCCAACAAAGCGUGGUCAUAAAAGUUUUGACAUGGUACCUUGUCACUUUUUCAUCAAUAAAUACUGCAUGGUC
Messenger RNA from Sebastes umbrosus (honeycomb rockfish), 1265 nucleotides. It is a transcript of the gene med18, whose product is annotated as mediator of RNA polymerase II transcription, subunit 18 homolog (yeast). Gene Ontology annotation, cellular component: mediator complex; core mediator complex. The transcript has 3 exons. The record is from RefSeq and is a predicted model, not a curated record. Gene Ontology annotation, molecular function: transcription coregulator activity. Lineage: Eukaryota; Metazoa; Chordata; Actinopteri; Perciformes; Sebastidae. Bases 367 to 996 code for a protein of 209 amino acids. Gene Ontology annotation, biological process: termination of RNA polymerase II transcription; regulation of transcription by RNA polymerase II.